Messenger RNA from Eubalaena glacialis (North Atlantic right whale), 533 nucleotides. RefSeq names its product protein PBDC1-like. The transcript has a single exon. Gene Ontology annotation, cellular component: cytoplasm. The coding region runs from base 15 to 533 and encodes 172 amino acids. The record is from RefSeq and is a predicted model, not a curated record. Lineage: Eukaryota; Metazoa; Chordata; Mammalia; Artiodactyla; Balaenidae.
UGGUGGGCUGCAACAUGGAGGCGACCAGUGGAAAUGAUGAGGUUUCCGGGGAACUGACGUCUGUGGCGCACGCUGUUUCUCUCCCAGCCGAGUCUUACGGCAACGAUCCUGAUAUUGAGAUGGCUUGGGCCAUGAGAGCAAUGCAGCAUGCUGAAGUCUACUACAAAAAGUGGAGACCAUUCUGUUUGAAGUUUGAUGGGAUUGUAGAAGACUUCAACUAUGGUACUUUGCUGCGACUGAACUGUUCUCAGGCCUACACUGAGGAAAACACCAUCUUUGCACCCAGGAUACAAUUUUUUGCCAUUAAAAUUGCUCGGAACCGGGAAGGUUAUAACAAAGCAGUUUACACUAGUGUUCAGGACAAAGAAGAAGAGAAAGGAGCCAACAAUGGAGGAGACAAAGGAGCCAACAGUGGAGGAGAAGAAGAGAAAGGAGCCAACAGAGAAGGAGAAAAGGAGAAAACCAACAAAGGAGGAGAAAAAGAGAAAGAAGUCUACAAAGAAAUCAACAAAAGUGGUGAAACAGCUAUGUAA